Messenger RNA from Candoia aspera, 444 nucleotides. RefSeq names its product histone H2A-beta, sperm-like. Gene Ontology annotation, molecular function: structural constituent of chromatin; DNA binding; protein heterodimerization activity. Gene Ontology annotation, cellular component: nucleosome; chromatin. Gene Ontology annotation, biological process: heterochromatin formation. Lineage: Eukaryota; Metazoa; Chordata; Lepidosauria; Squamata; Candoiidae. The transcript has a single exon. Bases 1 to 444 code for a protein of 147 amino acids. The record is from RefSeq and is a predicted model, not a curated record.
AUGUCUGACAACCAAUGUGAUACCGAGAGCUUUGAAGAAAUUGAGCCAUCCUGUUGGAGGAGGAAGAGGAGGAAGCCAAAAACAUCUCGUUCUUGUCGGGCAGGCUUGAUAUUCCCAGUUGGUCGCAUCGACAGAUUUCUUCGGAAAGGAGACUACGCGGAGCGCAUCGGGUCAGGGGCCUCCGUUUACAUGGCCGCAGUGCUUCAGUACUUGACCUACGACUUGGUGGAUGUCGCCGGAAACAUUGCUGCAGGUGAUCAUCGGGUUCGAAUCACCCCUGGGCAUUUACAUCAAGCGGUCAGCAAUGAUUCUGAACUCCAGUCCCUGUUUGGAGGAGUUCUCGCUCAGGAGAAGGACUGGCCAAGGAAUCAAUCUGCUGCAGCCGCCAGAAAGGGGAAGAAAUCUAGCAAGACUGUACGAGCUCAAAAUGCCAUUGCUACAUAA